This is a messenger RNA of Quercus robur (English oak), 2301 nucleotides long. Its product is annotated as nuclear poly(A) polymerase 3. The record is from RefSeq and is a predicted model, not a curated record. Gene Ontology annotation, cellular component: nucleus. NCBI's taxonomy places the organism in Eukaryota, Viridiplantae, Streptophyta, Magnoliopsida, Fagales, Fagaceae. Bases 303 to 1964 code for a protein of 553 amino acids. The transcript is spliced from 10 exons. Gene Ontology annotation, molecular function: poly(A) RNA polymerase activity; RNA binding.
UUUCCGUCGCAUGCACAUGAGGGUGGACCCACACACACACCGUUGCAAUUUCAAAAACCCAAAAAGCCAAAACCCAGAAAUCUAAAAACAGGUUUUUCCAUUUCUUCUUUCAUUUCCCUUUGAAGGUUUCUCAAAAGCCCUCACAUUUUCUUGAAAAACCAAACCAAAACUACUCGUUUUUCUUUUUUUUGGGUGUCCUAAAAACACACACACACACACACACACAAAAAAAAAAAACGAAAGCGAUUCAUUGUUUGAAAUCGCAGAAAAGAUUCUUGGUUUUUUUUUUGCAUUUGUGGUGUAUGGCAGGGAAUGCUUUUCACAACCAAAACGGUGUCGUUUUCGUGAACCACCUUCCUCUUCCUCUUCCAUUUCCUCAGCCAUUUGCUCUGAUAAACCAUAGAGGUGGUGGUGAGGUACUUGUUCCGUACAACCCACCUUUACUAACUCCUCUUGGAUUUUCUGUAUUGAAGGCUCAAAUGGACGAGUGCAGAUCAAUCUCUCUGCUUCAGUUCAUGGUUAAAGAAGAACUCGUGCCGUCUCCGGAAGAAGAAGAGAGGAGGAGGAAUGUCAUUGUGAAGCUCAAACAGAUAGUGUUGGCAUGGAUUAAGAAGGUUGCGUGGCAACAUCGACUUCCGAAAAAGCAAAUUGCUGCCUCCAGUGGCACAAUAUUGACAUAUGGAUCAUAUGGCCUUGGAGUUCAUGGUUCAGACUCUGAUAUUGAUGCUUUAUGCGUUGGUCCUUUCUUUGCCACCAUGGCAGGUGACUUUUUUAUUGUUCUGCGCAACAUGCUUAAAGGCAGACCCGAAGUGUCAGAGAUCCACUGUGUAAAGGAUGCAAAAGUGCCUCUAAUGCGAUUUAAAUUUGAUGGGAUCUCAAUUGAUCUCCCAUUUGCGCAGCUUAAAGUGUUAUCUGUCCCUGAAAAUGUGGAUGUACUGAACCCAUUCUUCCUGAGAGAUAUUGAUGAAACUAGUUUGAAAAGCUUGUCUGGUGUACGUGCUAAUGAACGCAUUCUUCAGCUUGUUCCGAACGUGGAGAAUUUCCAAUCAAUGCUGCGAUGUGUUAAGUUAUGGGCAAAAAGGCGAGGAGUGUAUGGUAAUUUACUUGGCUUUUUGGGAGGAGUUCAUCUGGCAAUCCUUGUGGCUUUUGUUUGUCAAGGAAAUCCAAAUGCUAGCUUAAAUGCUCUUAUUAUGAACUUCUUUGAGACAUUUGCACUUUGGCCUUGGCCUACUCCAGUAAUCUUGCAAGAUGGACUGCCAGCACCUGGAGAUGCCAUGGAGACACGGUCCUUAAUGCCCAUUCGGCUUCCAUGUAGUCCAUAUGAAUACUGCCAUUCCAAUAUCACUAGAAGCACGUACUACAAGAUCAGGACAGAGUUUCUCCGAGGCUAUACUAUGACUAGGGAUCUUUUGAAGCCAGACUUUGAUUGGGGUAGCCUAUUUGAGCCUUAUCCAUACUCAAAGAUACAUAGCAGAUUUCUUAAAAUUUACCUCUCGGCUUCUGAGCAGGAUGAGCUAGGGGAUUGGGUAGGUUGGGUGAAAUCACGUUUUCGCUCUCUUAUUGUCAAGCUGGAGGAGAAACAAGGUGCUUGUGACCCUAAUCCUACCGAGUAUGUAGAUAUGGAUGUAACAGAGCCCAAUGUUGUGUUCUACUGGGGCUUAAGUCCCUGCAAGCGUAAUUUCACAGAUGCAGUGUCGGUCAAGGAGGAUUUCAUGACGAAUAUCAAUAAUGGCUAUCAAGGCUGUCCUGGAAGGAUGGAAUUAUCCAUUGUCCUAACUUCUGAGCUGCCGAAGAAUGUUCUUGCUGAUGGUGCUGGAAGUGGGAAGCAUACAAAAGCAUGUUGGAAGAUUCUUGAUUACUACAAUCAACAAAGGAUUCCAAUUUACUCACAGCAUUUGCCACAUUACUUCGUUGGGUAUGUGGCAACCAAUGGAGAGCCUGAGUACCCAAGUGCUGGCGGUUAGACUUAUCAUGAACAUUUAAAAAAAAAAAAAAAAUCUUGUUAUCUUGGUCUGCAUUUUGCAUUCUUGGGUUUAGGUUUUCAUGUUUGCACAGUUUUUACGAGGAUCAGAAGAAACUAUACAAAGAUGAGGAUAUAUGAAAGUAUUGGACUGUAUAGUAAAAACAAGUUGUAGAAGCUAAAAGUUGCAUUGUACUUGUAAAGUCUUUUGUAAACUCAAAUAUGCAAUCUUUUAGCAUCUUGCCCUUCGAAAUUGUUGUGAAUUUCACAGAAGAAAAAUGUUAUUAGAAUGGUUUUUGGUCGCAAUUACUAUUUCAAAUGGAUGUCAUUGCCUUUGUUCA